UUUACAUUCCAUAUUACAUUCAUUUAUUGUUGGUUUAAAAUGCAAAUUUUAUUACAUACAUUAUUCAAUAAAAUUAUAAAAUAACAAAUAAUAAUAAAAAUAAAUAAAAAAUAAUUUAAAUUUUUUCAAAACCUUUUGGCGCCAUUUAAAACAAGUGUGGUCUUGGUUGCCUCAUAUUAAUUUUUCGAAAUAUUCAUAGAGGGCGACAGUGCAUGGUGUCUGACACAAGUUCCACCGUCAGUUUUGGCAACUGUCGUCUUAUUUUGACUUUUCGUUUCACGACGAGCAUGUUUUUAUUUAUUUACGCUAUGAACUUACGACAAUAACGCAAACUUAAACUCACCUCCAACUCUAAUUCGUGCCAGUGGUAACGACGUCCCGCAAAAUGGUUCUACUCCAGCUCGACGCACAGCCGGCCAUCGUCCAAGCAGUUUUCGAAGGAUCCCUAGAAACCCUACACACCCUCAUUCAACAAAAUCAUAAUGUCAACGAGCAAGACUGUGAGAAACGUACGCCGUUGCACGCGGCAGCUUACAAAGGCGACAUGGCAAUCUCCGAACUGCUUCUCGAAAAUGGCGCACGAGUGAACGCAAAGGACUCCAAAUGGAUAACACCGUUGCAUCGUGCGUGCAGCAACAGCUGGCAAGACACGGUCGCUCUUCUGCUGUCCUAUCACGCGGACAUCAGCGCCAGAGACAAGUUGUGGCAGACUCCGCUGCACGUCGCCGCAGCAAACGACGCCUUCAGUUGCGUAGAACUGCUGUUGGACCAUGUGCCCAACGUGAACGUGACGGAUCGAGCGGGCAGAACAGCCCUUCAUCACGCCGCCAUCAACGGUCACACGCAAAUUUGCGAACUCCUCGUCACCAGAGGUUGCAUGGUGAACGCCUGCGACAAGAAAGAUGUCAGACCUCUGCACUGUGCCGUACAAAUGGGCCACAUCGAAACUGCGGAGAUUCUCAUCAAAUUAGGGGCGGACGUCAACGCCAGAGACAGGAAUUUGUAUACGCCUCUGCACGUUACUGCGGCGGCCGGCAAAACAUAUCAUCGUUUCGAGAAUUUCGUCAAUUACGACAGCAUAGGCAGAAUGUUGAUCAGUUUCGGUGCAGAUGUAGAUGCGCCGAACGCGUACGGCAACACUCCCGUCCAUAUUUCCUGUCUCAACGGCCAUUUGAGUGUGCUGCAAGAUUUGGCAGAGGCAGGCGCCGAUUUGGAAAGCAUCAACUUCAGAGGUCAAACGCCGUUGCACUUGGCGGCGGCCUCCGCUCACGGCGCCGAUUGUCUCACCUAUCUUUUGACACAAGAAGUCGACGUCAACAAACAGAGCUCGGACGGUAGAACUCCGCUGCACAUGACCGCUUUGCACGGCAGAUUCUCGAGGAGCAAACCUCUCAUAGACAAAGGCGCUCUCGUCGAUUGCGCUGACAAAAACGGAUGCACGGCGUUGCACAUUGCGGCCCAAUACGGACACGAUCUUUUGGCCAACACGCUGUUGAGUUACGGAGCCGACCCCACGAAGAAGGGCUACGAAGGACGAACUCCGUUGCACAUGUGUUGUCUCAGCGGAUACGUCGAGUGUUGUCGCAAGUUCCUACAGGCGGGCGUCAACCUGAACGUGCAGGACGACAAAGGCAUGACACCGACCCAUUACGCGGCCUACAAAGGUUCCAUCGAAUGUCUGGAUCUGCUCGUCGCCAACCAGGCCGACAUAUCGAUUCUGGACUCGCUGCUACGUCUCCCCGUGCACUACGCCGCCUCCCAAGGUCACUAUCAAUGUGUGUUCACGUUGGUGGGCGUCGGCAGUGCAGUCGCCGCCAGAGACGCCAUGGGAUGCACACCGCUGCAUUUGGCCGCCGCCUACGACUUGGAAGGCCGCUGCGUCAAAUACUUGCUGGACCACAGGGCAGACGCAAACUGCACCGACUCGAGAGGACUGCUGCCGUUGCAUUAUGCGGUGGCGGGUGGAAACGAGGCGGCCACCGUCGCCCUUGCAGUGCCCAACGGACAGGUUAUCGACGGAGACACGAGGGCGGUCACCACUCUACAUCUUGCCACCAAAAUCGGACCGCUGUCGCUCGUCAAACCGCUGUUACCCUUUUUCAGAGAAUUCGACAUCCAGACGUCGGAGGGCGUGACUCCGUUGAUGUUGGCCGCCAGAGAAGGUCACACGCAGAUCGUGCAAUUCUUACUACGCUUCGGAACCAAGGUGGCUAUCAGAGACAACAACGACUGGUCUGCGCUGCACUACAGCGCCAAAAACGGCCAUUCCCAGUGUCUCACGAUGAUGAUCCACAACAGCGAAAACCCCGAUGCCGUCAAUUUCGUCGACAAGAGAGGCAGGACUGCGUUGAUGCUCGCCGUUUCCGGCAAUCACAUCGAUUGCGUAAACAUCCUGUUGAAGGCGGGCGCGGAUCCUAACGUCUUGGACACUGACGGACAUUCGUGUCUGUUUCGGGCGGUCGUCAGUGGACAAACCAGCAUAGCUCAGUUGUUGGUGUCGAGCAGUGCCAAAGUGAGCACACGCGACGUGAACGGCAAGACGGUGCUGCAUCUCGCCGCCGCCUGCGGCCACCUGCCGUGUCUGCGCAUGAUCCUGCAGUACAUGAGCGCAGAAGAGGCGACCGCCCUCGAUCACCAACAGUGCUCCGCCCUUCACUGGGCGGCCUACAACGGUCACUCCGAUUGCGUCGAAUAUCUGCUGCAGCGCAAAAUCUUCGCCGGUCUGGAGGGCAACGCGUUCUCGCCGGUUCACUGUGCCACAUUCGUCGGCUCGGAAAAGUGUCUCGAAUUGCUCGUGACCGAAUUCGGUGAGGGAAUCGUCAAUUUGAAGGACGGCAGACGGAGGACGCCGUUGCACGUGGCUUCGUUGCACGGCCACGUCGAGUGCGUGAGACUGCUGCUGGAGAAAGGGGCCGACGUGGAGGCGAAGGACGAGGAGGGUCGAACCGCGUUCGUUGCUGCGGCCCAAUACGGACAGACACAAGUGGUCGAACUGCUGCUGACGACGACCACCAGCCGAGUGGAAUGCGACAAUCACGGGAACACUGCCUUGCAUCUGGCCUGCUUGAGGAAACACUCGCAAACCGGUCUGGUCAUUUUGGAAGACCCAAACAGUCAACAGGUCAUCAACAUCCUCAACAAGGAGAACAAAACUCCCCUACACAUUUCCGCCCGCAACGGACUGGUCGAAGUGACGAGGGAACUGUUAAAGAAGGGCGCGUCCGUGCUGGUGGUGGACAAGGACGGACUCACGCCGGCCUUGUGCUGCGCCCCGUCCCCCAACGUAGCGCAAUGUCUGGCGUUGAUACUGCGCACGCUGCCCGAAUUCGUUGCCAAAAACCCCAUCGAGAACGAUCCCCUUCGUUUGUUGCCGUUCUACUCGACAAUCGAAAGACUCCGUUCCGAAAAGGAGUACAAACACUGCAGCAGUCAAAGUGUGAUUUCGAUGGUCGCCAAUCCGGAUUGCUUCGAACUGCACCAGUACUUUCUGAAUAAAAAGUGUCCGUUGUUCCACGACCAGAUGAUCGAAAUGAGCAGUCGAAAAAGUUUGGCGGUGAUCGAGGCGGAUAGUUGCAGCAUAAUCGAAGGCGAAGACUUUCACGAAAAGUUGGAGCAACGCACGCCCGAACUGACCGGACUGAACCUGCACAAGACGCAGUCCGACGUGUGUAUUCUGAACAGGGUGCGUCCGAGAAAAGUGCACGAGAGAAGAAGGUACUUGGGCAAUUCGUUCAAACAGCCCUUGGCCAAGAAACAAUUCGGCAGGUUCUUCAUGGGAAAAAGCGAUGUAGACAGAAUCGACGAGAAAUCUUUGUCGUCAAAAAAUAUCAAUUCGAACGAGGAUACUACCGACACUAGUUCGCUCACCUUAAUGAUUAUGAAAGAAAUCACAAAAAACUAUCCGAAACUGGCAAAGCAAACGUCCUCGUUUAAAGACUAUUUCAACAUUUGCGAAGAAUUUUUAGAUUACCUUAAAAUUGCCGGAUUAAAUAACAGAGAACAUUCGCAAUAUUUGGCGGCACUGUCGCGUUACUUGAACGAGAAACUGAGCAAGUUCGACAACACGAACGAAACACAAGGAGGAGGAAGAGAAGGAAGAACGGGAAUCGAAUCGGAUCGAAUCGAGACGAUAAAUCGUCAAAACGAAAUAUACCUCCUCUACGCUGGCGACGAACUGGACAGUUUCGUUCAAAUUUUAGGCGAAUCUACGCGUAGAAAGAACGUCGCGCGAUACUGUACUUUGCUGUAGUAAUGUCAAGACGUGUUGUUAACGUCAACAUCAUUCGCACUCUCUGUCAGAGUCCAACAUCAGUUUGGCUCUGAAGAUGGCGGCCACCUGCAACAUCUCCGACGAGAGGAACGACAAUGCCAACAGCGACAAUGAGUUUUACUAGACUA
Molecule: messenger RNA, 4398 nt
Organism: Aethina tumida (small hive beetle)
Lineage: Eukaryota; Metazoa; Arthropoda; Insecta; Coleoptera; Nitidulidae
Product: serine/threonine-protein phosphatase 6 regulatory ankyrin repeat subunit A-like
Exons: 14
Coding region: 386-4249 (1287 amino acids)
Molecular function (GO): protein binding
Source: RefSeq, a predicted model, not a curated record